AUGUUUAUUCAAACGUGGCAUCCAACAAAUCAAGCUUCGCCACCUUCUCGAAGUUGUUUGGGAACUUCAGGAAACUUUGAAUUAGUUAAAAACAAAUAUGUAAGAUUUACAAUUCGUACGAGUGGUUCAAUAAUUGAUGAAUUGACACUUAUCCUCUUUGAUGAGACAUCAACUACUGCAAUUUGCACAGUCUCAGCUGUAGGACAAAGUGCUGACUGGAUGGAUUGUGAACAGAAUGGAAUAAAGCCCUCGUUUGUAAAAACAGCAACACAUGAAACAUUAACUGUCUAUUAUGCUAAAGCAAAUUUUACAACCAUUGUAACACGUGAUGUAACUGUUUGGUGUUUCAAUGAGUCCUGUAUUGAUGAUAGUUUAUGUUCAAAACAAAAUUUACAAUGCCAUUUUGGUCAUUGCUUGUGUCCAUUGAAUCAAUUCUGGGCUGGAUAUGAAAAACAUUGUAUUCCAUGUCCUACAGGAUGGAUUAAUCUUAUUGUUUUUUGUAUUUAUUACGAACAUCAAAUCAUGGAUUGGUUAAGUGCUCAAACAACAUGUCGACAAAUGAUCGAUUCAACAAAUAAAACAAGUCGAUUACUUGAAAUGAAUAAUCUAGAUGAAUAUAAUUUCAUUCAAAAAUAUAUUAAACAAAUAUUAACAGAUAAUCAAAUGAAAAUAGAAGUAAAUAAUAGUAAAGGAAUAUUAUCUAGUACAAUUGCAUUUAUUGGUAGUCUAGGAUUAAAAAGUUCAACAGCAAAAUGGACCUAUCGUUGGGGAAAUAAGUCUUCUAAUACAUAUACAAGUACUAAUCCAAUGUGGUGUAAAGAAAAACAUUGGAAUUCAAUAAUAUUUCCAGCUGAACCAGCAUGGGAACAAAAUAAAACAAUCAACAAAACUUUUCAAGCAUUUAAACGAUGGAAUGAUUCAAAUGAUGGAUGUCUUGUUUCACUUUUAUCAACAACUAAACAACCAUUUCUUUGUGAAAUCAUCGGUGAAUCAGGAAGACUUAAUAAUCAAUCUAUUAUAUCUUUUAUUUCUCUUACUAUAACAACCAUAAUAUCAUCAACAACAAGAAAACGAACUAUAACUAGUGAUCCUUCAUCAUCAUUAAUCUCUCAACAAUUAUCAACAUCAUUUUUUAAUAGAACUACAACAUUAAAAUUGAAUGUGACAAAUGAAGAAUCAGGUUUAAAAAAUAAACAAUUUUUAUUUAUUAUUAUUGGAAUUAUUGGUAUUGUUUUAUUAAUAACUCUUCUUAUCAUUAUUAUUAAUAUUAAACAAAAGAAACAAAAAUCAUCUAAAAAUUUAAAAUCAACUAGAAAAAAAUCAUUAUCUGAUUCAAAAAUUGAUAAAAAAAAUCUAGAAGAUUUACAAUCAAAUGAUUCAUUUGAUUCAGAUUUAACAGCUGAAAGUACUACUCAAAAAUCUAUAAAAUCAACAGGACUAUUCACUGACAAUCAGUCAUUAACACCAAGUAACUCAAACUCUAGUAAUGCAACGAAAGCUGCUUUAUGGGAUGAAAUGGAAUCAUCAUUAUUUUCUUCAACAUCUCGUGAUCCUAUCAAACAUCAAUCUUCAUAUCAAAAAACUAAACCUUUGUAA
Molecule: messenger RNA, 1596 nt
Organism: Rotaria sp. Silwood1
Lineage: Eukaryota; Metazoa; Rotifera; Eurotatoria; Philodinida; Philodinidae
Source: the annotation of a GenBank genome assembly